This is a messenger RNA of Myotis lucifugus (little brown bat), 2548 nucleotides long. It is a transcript of the gene ZNF22, whose product is annotated as zinc finger protein 22. Bases 175 to 846 code for a protein of 223 amino acids. NCBI's taxonomy places the organism in Eukaryota, Metazoa, Chordata, Mammalia, Chiroptera, Vespertilionidae. Gene Ontology annotation, biological process: regulation of transcription by RNA polymerase II. Gene Ontology annotation, molecular function: DNA-binding transcription factor activity, RNA polymerase II-specific; RNA polymerase II cis-regulatory region sequence-specific DNA binding. The record is from RefSeq and is a predicted model, not a curated record. The transcript is spliced from 2 exons.
GGAGGCCCAGGUGCCGCGCACCCGGCGAGACCCAGAGGACCCGGCGACACCGCUUCUCCAUCAACGGGCACUUUUACAACCACAAGAAAAUUCUGAGCUCUGUAGCUCUAGGAAGAGAAACGUUAGUUCAGAAGAAGCAAGUGGACUCUGUUAAGAAUACAUUUGGCUCUCACAAUGCGGUUAGGAAAACUGAAGGGAGGUAUUUCUCGGAGCGCAAGCCAAGGAAAGACCUCUGAGAACCAGCGCAAGAAAAGCUGGCAGCGGCAGAAACGGGGAAUGGCUAUUCGGUUUGACUCAAGCUUGAACAGACGGAGGAGAAUCUUGGAUGAGAAGCCGUAUAAAUGUACACAAUGUGAAAAAAGUUUCAGUCAGAGCUCGACCCUUUUUCAACACCAGAAGAUCCAUACUGGAAAGAAAUCCCAUAAAUGUGCCGAUUGUGGGAAAAGUUUCUUCCAGAGUUCUAAUCUCAUACAGCAUCGACGGAUCCAUACUGGGGAAAAGCCCUAUAAAUGUGAUGAGUGUGGAGAAAGGUUUAAACAGAGCUCAAAUCUCAUUCAGCACCAGAGAAUUCACACCGGAGAAAAACCCUAUCAGUGCGAUCAGUGCGGCCGAUGUUUCAGCCAGAGCUCCCACCUUAUUCAGCAUCAGAGAACCCACACGGGGGAGAAGCCCUACCAGUGCAGUGAAUGUGGCAAAUGCUUCAGCCAGAGCUCUCACCUCAGGCAGCACAUGAAGGUGCACAAAGAGAAGCCGCGCAAAACUCCAGGCAAAAACAUUAGGGCAAAAACUCACUUAGUAUCUUGGAAAACUGGCACAAAAAGGAAGUCGGUGGCUCGCCUCCGCUAAGUAAGGGCACUGUUUCAGCCCUGUCUUAAAAACAAAAGGAAAAGGAAAAGCUGUCUCAGAACUGGAGAUACUUUGUAAUAGAGCACUUAAACACUGUGUGUCCUUCCCUAGCAUGGAGACAUUGAAACACGGGGUUUAAUGACAUGGGCGGGUGGAAAGAAAUUACCUGGUUCCCACUGUUCUCAUUUCUGUAACCUGGAGUACAGAGAACUAAGAACAUUUUUUUCGAGAAUAUAAAAUUCUUGACCUUAUUUGAAAGUGUUCCCUGCGUAAUUUUGACAAGAACAAUCCUGUUUUAAUGACAUGUAUAAAAAUGUAGGAAUUUCAUUAACUUCGGUUUUAAGACUUUCUGUUGAAGGAAUAAUUAAAAAGGAAAAGAAGUGAAUUCCAUUGGUUUUGGACUUCUGUAACAUGAAGUUUUAUGUUUGUAAAGUUUUGUAGUAUAUUAAUCAUCGGUUUGUAAGUAUGAUUCAAGAUUCACUAUAUUAAAAUGUAUUGAUUUUUCACCGAUUCUUAAGGCCCAUCACUUUCUAUUAACUUUCUUUUAUUUCUUUCCUUCUUAUGAACAGCUGUUAAAUCAGUAGAAUUUUCCUGUUUUUUACCAAAUUCUUAUUAAAAGGUACUCUAAAAGUCAAAAUGAAAACUGAAGCCACAAGUUCUUUGUGAUGGUGUUACACUGUGUCAGUUGUUUUCUAGAAGUUAGGAUGGAUUUAUCCGUCUCUAUGCCUUUGACUUCUUUUGAUGUUCUCUUGUGCUCUGACAAACUGAGAUAGCAUUUUAGACCUACAUGAAUAAAUAAACCAUAUUUAACCAAAACAAUCUCAACUUACUAAUAAAAAUCUACAAUGUACACACCUCCCUGCCUUCCCCUUGGAAAACUUUAAUAGCAAAUUACCUAAAACAAAAGUUACUUAAUCCAAAUGUAGCUCAAUGUUUAGAUUUUGAAAUCUAAGUUAAACAUUUCUGAGUGAAAUUAAUUAUUUACAGUCUAGCAAACAUCUCAGCUACCAUCAGAACAGUGCUGUGUCCAACAUUCUGUUCAGCCUUCAGCUCAGAUUUUAAUUCUAUUAAAUGUUAACAUUCUGGUUUUUUUGGUAUCUUUUAUAAUCAUGUCAGUUUCUAGUGUUAUUAAUGACAAUUAUUCAUAAAAAUGGAAUAUUUUGCAUACUACCACCUUUUGUUUAUUUUUCUCCCGGGAAAUUAUUUUAAGGAUUUAAGCAACAUCUAAAAGCACAGCUUUGGAAGAAUCACUUGUUUUGCCUGUUUUUUAUUUCCUCAAACUUGAACUUUGUCUUCCUCCUGGCCUUGUACUUAGUGUGGGGUCUUAGAAGAUGGCCUUGCUGGCGAUAGUUUCAUCCACGGGAUAUCCACAGUGUUGUGUGACUAUGCGGCAAUUGCAGUCAUCUUUCACAAAAGACUUGAUCUUCACUUAGCAGGUGUCCUGUUAAUCGGCCAAGGCACUUGGAAGCAGGGCCGUUUUGAGGACCUACCAUUAGCGUGUAGCAGUUCUGUGUCUGGAGUAACUUCUGGCUGGACCAACACCACUUUCUUAAAUGUAAUGAGUUUUGCAAUUUUGACAGCAACCAUAGGAUCCUGCAACAGAAAGACCUUUGUAAAUUGUUAGAUUGCAUAGUUUACAUUUUUAUCCUGAAUAAACUCUGUUCUCUAUAAAAAUAAAGCAAAUACUCCAGAGUGUGAUGUA